Messenger RNA from Aspergillus alliaceus, 919 nucleotides. Its product is annotated as aminoglycoside phosphotransferase family protein. NCBI's taxonomy places the organism in Eukaryota, Fungi, Ascomycota, Eurotiomycetes, Eurotiales, Aspergillaceae. The transcript is spliced from 3 exons. Bases 80 to 838 code for a protein of 252 amino acids. The record is from RefSeq and is a predicted model, not a curated record.
GCCGUAUCUCGCUCAAGAAUAUUUUCUGCUUCAGCUACGGAGAUUGUGGAUUGUGAUACCUUUUGAACACGAACUCCAGAUGGAAUUGUCUUCUGCUUCUCCAAAGUCGAAUUCUAUCAAUGACAAAGCGUUGUACCGGUAUUCAACGCUUUUGGCAGUCAGGGCGCUUAGGUCUACACGGCCCCGGAAGGGAAGUGUCCUCAUGCUCACGGAGACACUGUGUGUCAAGUAUGGGGCCUGGGUGCAUUUAUCCGAGGCACACGCCAUGCGCUACAUAUCACAGCAUACGUCCAUCCCAGUCCCCAAAGUGCUAUGUGCAUUUGCACAUAAUGACUGUACUUAUAUCGUGAUGGAAAGAAUCAAGGGUGACAUGCUCGGUACUGGCUGGUUGAGACGUAGUGAAGAUUCAAAGGCCAGGCUACUUGCUCAAUUGAAAAAAUUAGUUCAAGAGAUGCGAGAGUUGCAAGCCCCCAAAGGAGUGGGGGUUGCUUCUAUCGACGGCGGGUCCCUCUAUGACGCCCGUGUGCCGGGUCCUACCCUACGCUUUGGCCCUUUCCGCACUAUUGAUGAGUUUCAUCGGCAUCUAAGACGUGGUCUAGAGUUUGGUCCCGAUGGUGACCUUAGCAGUUUCAAUAUCUUGGUCCGCGAGGAUGAUAUUGUUGGCGUUGUGGACUGGGAAACCGCCGGGUGGUAUCCAUCCUAUUGGGAAUAUACUACAGCCUGCCAGGUCAAUCCACAGAAUUCAUUUUGGAUUACCGAGAUUGACAAAUUCCUCGACCCGAUGCCAGAAGAGCUAUCAGCAGACCGUAUUCGCCAAAACUUUUUUGGCGAUAUUUAGCAAGACAACAUAAUGACCUAACAAUUCGUAGGCGAUACUGAGGGUCUUCACCGGCUUCUUCGAUCUUUGGGCCAAAGAUCA